GAGGUGCCCGGUCUGACAGAGAGUAUCUUUCUCAAAACACUUUCGGUUGCCCAGCCCUUUCUGGGUGGCCUGGUAACAGUGGGGCAGUGGAAAGGCCACUCACGAAGCUGUUCGCUCCACUUUCUAACACGACUGUUGCUUUCCUUUCUCACCACCGCGUCCUAUGCGGCAGGGUGUCUGCUGCAAGGGCCCCCUUGGAUUGAAAAAGAAAUUUCUCGAGACAUCGGGACUGCGACCCAUACAGACGAAUUUUCACGUAUGUUCCGGGGCUGCGAAGACAUUUUCGACCUAAGCUUUUCAGCCCGGAUUGCGACGCUUCCUAUCGCAGCGGAAGGAAGUCCGGCCUGCCUGUGCCAGACCCUGCCCAAUCCCGCCGCGCAUCCGGGGACGGCUGUUGGGUGUUAGGCCUCUACCUUCCUAACCGCCUUCCGUGGCAGCAGGCGAGGGCCUGGAGGGCCCGCGCCGCUAUGCGAUUUCGGGCUAAGAUCGUGGAUCUCGCCUGCCUCAGCCACUUCAGCCGUAUAAUUAACACAAUCGCCAAGUUAACCAAGACCUGCAUCCUGCGCCUUACUGUCUGCAAGCUGUAUUUCAUCCUCUCCGAUAAAGUAGCAAAUGGAGGCGCCAGUCUGUGGUGUGAGCUGAGCCAGGGGAAUUUCUUCAAUGAAUUUCAGAUGGAAGGAGUAGCUGCAGAGCACAAUGAAAUCUAUUUAGAGUUUGUGCCUGAGAACCUAUCGAGAGCAUUAAAAACUGCCCAGAGUGCUAAGGCGGUGAAGAUCAAGUUGACUAAUAAACACUGUCCCUGUCUUAGAGUUGCUGUGGAGCUACCAUCCUUAUCAAGCAGCAGUAGGAUUGUGACACAUGACAUUCCUGUGGGAGUUAUUCCCAGAAGAAUGUGGAAUGACUUCAGAGAACCCAGUGUGCCAGACUUUGAUGUCAGUAUUUACCUACCAGUGCUGAAAACAAUGAAGAGUGUUGUGGAAAGAAUGAAGAAUCUCAGCAAUUUCAUUGUGAUUGAAGCAAACUUGAGUGGUGAAAUGAACUUGAAAAUAGAAACUGACUUAGUAUCUGUAACAACACAUUUUAAAGACCUGGGAAAUCCUCCCUGGGCAUCAGAGGAUGGAUGUCAAAGUUCUGCUCAAGGCAGAGAUCUGGAAAGUGUGGCUGAAGCAUGCGUAGACAUCAAGAAGCUGCAGCAGCUGCUUGCUGGACAGCAGGUCAAUCCUACAAAAGCAUUGUGCAAUAUUGUACAUAAAAGAAUUGUCCACUUCAUCUUGCUCCAUGAGGAGGUUUCACUUCAGUAUUUUAUUCCAGCAAUUGCCUGAGUGUUUUCGAAUCUUGGUCAUUUUCCAGCCUGGGGCCUCUUUCAUGAAGUCUGAAAUCUUUCCUGAGUUGCUGGAAUAUUUUGAUGUGAGACACUGUUAGACGUAGCCAUCAGAUGGACAUUAUUUCAGUAUUUAUGAAAGUGUUCAAAAUACCUCCUCAUCCAGACAACCAUUUUUGUGAAUAGUUAUAUGCUGUGAGAGACACAAUGUUGGGGAGCAUUGGUCUAUCUUACUCUUAGGAGGAGCAAAACUAAAAUUUGCCUUAGCCACAGGUCAAAGCAUCCCAAAAGCACACUCAAUUAAAUACUUCAGUCUCCUCAGAAAACUAAAGGUAGAAUUCACCUCUGGAGCUGCUGCUGUGUGUAUUCAGUAUUGAGCAAUGCAAUCCACGUUAAGGGAUCUCUGUGCAAGCUAUCAUAGCUCCAUGAAACAGGAGAGCCUUCUGGAGGGUUGCCUGAUUGCUGUUUGCCUGGACAAGUAUGCACAACCCUCCUGAACUGGUACAGAAUUGAAUUGUGUUCCAGCAGGCAUCUUUUGAUUAGACUUGCUCCAACAUAUCUCAGUAGAUAUAUGUUCAUGCUUACUCUUUGUUUAACUCUUGGCCUGAGAGGAUAAGCAAAAGAGUCUGGAUUACUUUGUUAAUGUGGGCAGUGAAAAUCCGUAUGUACAGAAUGAAUACCAUAUGAGGACAUGCAUGAGCACACCAAUUGGUGUGAAAUAAAGAACAAGUUAUCCGUGGA
Messenger RNA from Vidua chalybeata, 2062 nucleotides. It is a transcript of the gene HUS1, whose product is annotated as HUS1 checkpoint clamp component. Lineage: Eukaryota; Metazoa; Chordata; Aves; Passeriformes; Viduidae. The transcript has 8 exons. The record is from RefSeq and is a predicted model, not a curated record. Gene Ontology annotation, cellular component: site of double-strand break; nucleolus; checkpoint clamp complex. Bases 468 to 1322 code for a protein of 284 amino acids. Gene Ontology annotation, biological process: meiotic DNA integrity checkpoint signaling; mitotic DNA replication checkpoint signaling; telomere maintenance.